UAAGACCCCGACACAACAAAGACAAAAAGAAAAACGGCAACCAUAAAAAAGUGCUUUUUGAGCCGUUGACUGGCCACCCUCUGAAACAGGCGGCCAACAGUACGAGACAAGAAAUUCGUUCACUUUACAGCGUUGUUUGCCGCUAUGUCCGUGCGCGAAAAGUGACACACCUGGCACGUAUGACGUCCCGGCGAGAGAUGCUGUGAUGGUGUAGGAGCUCGACCGCAAAGGCGAAAUUCACGCGAGCAGCGAUACCACUCAAGCGCGACAAGUAGAGACAUCGGUGACAGACACGAGGAAAAUCGGAGAAAGACGAAGCUAAACCUGUCCUGCUCGGCUUGACCGGAAUAUCACCGCCGCAGACACGGGAGUAAUUUGGGUUCAACUCUCUACAUCAAAUCUAAGAGCAAUCCGCUAGACGACGACGGCGACCACAAAGAUAAGACAAGCCACAACUCGACAAUGGCCCACCUUCUCCGCGUCGAAUGUCAAGGACGAGUCAGGACGACGAAUAAUGUUAGAGCGAAGACCGAGCAACGAAAAGUAUUAGCAAGAGAAUCGUUCCGGUGCCACAAGCCUAGACUAGUACAGUUUCACGCGAAGGCGAACGUCAUUGCACCACAACUGGAAUUGCUGAUGAAAUAAUCUUCUUGAGUAGAACCAGUAAUCAUCUUUGAUAGAGUCAUCUAUCGCCAAGAAAUACGACAAGAUGGGGAAGGGUAAGACGAUGAAGUCGUAUUUCAAUGCGGCGGAAUCGAACCCGGACAAUAGAGCAAGGCCAGCAAGUGCUGUUGCGCGGGAACCCGUGUCUAUGUUGGAGUUGCUCCGAGAAAGGCUGUCAUUCACGGACCGGGACUAUGACGACAGCUACGAGCACGUGAAGCCCUUGGCCGAUUUUUGGAAGAUUUUAUCACGUCGCAGCACAGGCGAUCGGCGACAUGACCUGAUCGAGAAUCGACGGCUGCAGCUUCCUGUCAACGUGCCGGACACCAUCGUGUUCGACAACUACUCAUCGAAACCGAUCUGGCUCUACACCGAGGACGGCCUCUUGCUGAAGAAACCCGACUUCGAUGUGGGAGACAUCUACAAAUUCUUCGACCUCGACCGAAAAGCGGUUUUGAGAACGUACCAGGACGAUGUCGACACGAAGAAAAUGAUCGACAUACCGGUAGCAGUAAUGAAGAGCGCACAGGGACGAUGCAACAGCCUCAAAGUACUACGGCAUUUUGUCCUGCUCUUGCGCCAACAUGAAUAGACCGCCUCAUAUUUAUCAACACUCAUAGGAAAGCCACAGGAAAGCCACAGAUUCUUGAUAGCUUGCGUUCUGAUAGAAAUGAAAGCUCUCUGCACGACAAUCAGACAGCGUCUCCUUAUUUUUAACGCAGUUGAUGUUUGGUCACGAUUUUCGGGAGGGUUUUGAGGAGUUUAUGAAGCAGCGCUUUGACAUGCCCACUACGGUUGUCCAGAAAUACGUGAAAGCGAGAGGAGGAUACAAUCACAUAGUGCGGGUUGUGUGGACAAGGGAUAUGCCCCUACAGAAGUACAUCAUCCGGAAUCAAGUCCCUAUGUCACAGGGUGUCUUUUAUGCGAAGGUGUACAGCGGGAACAAAAACAAGAAGCGGAAAAAGAUUCCAGUCCCAAAGAGAUCGAAAGAAGCUAUUCUUCGUGCCAAGAGUCCUAAAAGGAGGAUAUCAGCUGAGGACAUGGAUCUGGAAGGGGGAGCAGGGCCAGCAGGUAGUACCACAAUUUCAUUUGAUGAUAUUCCUAAGUAUGAACUCAUGAGAACUAGAAGAUCAUGGAAACUAGGAGGUCCAUGCUUUUUCAGUACGUCCAUUUAGAUUUCCCUUUCAACAUUAACAUACUUCCAGGGGGCGCUGAGGCGAGCCCCGAGCCUAAGAAAGAGGCAGCACAGCAAAAGAAACCCGAAGUUGAUGAGGACGGUGAGCUUGACAUUGUGCCAACGAGGGCAGAAGCUUAUUCAUCGCUCGAUGAUGUUAUGUUAAGGCGGUUCUUCAGCCUAUUUCCUCGUUCUCCUCGCCUGUGUCAGGCAGCUUUGAGUCCAAAGCAUUAAGAUGAUCAGCAGGAAAGAUAUCGGGAUUGGGAUUGCAUCUUCAUCAACCACAAUGAGAUUUUUCGUGGGUGCGUUCUAAUGCUGCGGCGGCUUUUGACGUGGCUGGGAACCGAAGCUGGUCUAGAGUUCGACCAAUUUGUAUGCGACUUCGUCGACGCUGACGAGGACGAUGUAGUGGAGGAGCGAAGGAUAUGGCAAAUCGAGAGCUGGAUGAAAGAAGUUGUAGAAUACGAUACAUAUAAUUAGGAAUAGAGAGUAAAUAAAGAUGACGUGGUCAUUUGAUAGUUGAAGCAGUGGAACAAGGAUCGCCUUACAAUAAGGAGCACGGCUGUUAGCUACCUCGCCGUGGGACAGCCUUUCGAGUAAAAUAUAUCUUUCACCAGUACUAACUACUUAAAGAGUUGUAUCGCGUUCAUUUGUGAAGGAUGCUCUGCAGGAGGCACUAGCGAGCGGUGGGGCUGCGGGGGCGCGAUCACCGAGCGGGCGCGUCAUCACCGGGAAUUCGCCACCCGCUGGAAGUAACAAGCACAUGGCUUCGGUGUACAGUGUAGCCUCCAGCAGCGUGCAUGGAGACAAAUUCUCGACACGUCCUGGGUCUGCGGGAAGCGGUGGCGGGUUCCAACUGACCGGAGUUUUCGGACCAAAAGCGCCAAAGAAGAAAGCCAAGAAGGAAAUGCUACAACUGUUGCAGGUUCGCGCGUUCAAGAUCAGACCCUCAAGGCGGUUUGGCUUCAACAUGAAAAUAGAACGAAAGCUUGAUGGCAAAGCAUUUGCGGAAAAGCUCAUGCACAUGUUAUGGAAGGAUCUUCCUGACUGCUGGGAAGAGAAGUUCUAGCUCCAUCAGCUCAACAAGUUUUCAACAUCUUUUACCCUACAACUUCCCACUCUAGCAAUCAGGAACUGCAGAACAAGAGACCUGCCUCUAAGCACAAAGUGUGGCAUAUGCGACUGCGCUUACUUACCGAAAGAUCUGCCGAAUGAGGUACACACACUCGCCAUCCAAGAAUUCUUUGAGCAGGCAAACCGGCUCGCCCUCCAUUUUAGUUGGAAUACGACGACGCUAACCGCGUGCAAGCGGUACUUCUAGAGCAGAACGCUCUACAAUUUACUAAAAAUUUACUAAAGCCGUUUCUACCUGUGCCCUCAUACAACUAGUCGUGAGGUUUCCCAGGUAGUGCCUGAGCCUGAGAUUUCAGACUUUAGGAAAUCGUUCUGUCACUGUAGUCAUGCAGGACUGCCAAUCAGCUUGCCCUCACUCUCGCACCACAUUCUAGCCUUCAAAACUAACGCCACCAUCAGGGACGCGUCAAACUAUACGAGGCAUAAGGUUUGUCGCGGCUGUUACGCCUUGUUGGAGCAGUUCCGGUCGCUUUUCUCCAUAGGAGAGAAGUAUGCAACCUAUUUCCAAGACGACUUUCGACCUGUGCGGAGUUGCGCAAAGUUGCCCCAGUAUUUUCCAAACGUGCGCAUGCGAAAAGCCCACGCGAAUGCGCACCAGAUGCCGGACGACUUUCAGGUAGACCCGGACAUGCUGCAGGCGAUGAAAGCGCAUGGCCCGAUCGAACCAGUAAAUUUGACCACUUUUAGGUUAUGACCCCCACAACUACCACUUGUGUGAAAAACCUCAGGACCAUGAAGAUCCCUAUAGCCAGGUACAAUGAUGAAGGAUCUUGAUCUUCAUGAUAUGAUAGGGAUUUACUUGCAAUUCCAGCUCUAAAGAGUUCGAACGCAGACCUGAAGUCUAUUGAAGCGGUGUACAAUUUCAAGGAGCCGAUGUUGCGAUACAGGUUAAUAUUCUACUUCCGCCAAGUGACCGGUGUACCAGAGAAGUAUAAGAAUUGCGACCUCGAUCUGGAAAUGGAGCUUUUCGACAAUAUUUGCACAAUACCACUGGUGCCAUGCAAAGACCCAUCUUUAUGGCUUCAUAUUUCUGUGUUGCACUAUGCUGAACGUUAACGUAGUAGUAGUUCGCGACUCAUUUUUGUGUUGACUUGAGUAGUCACUAAGAAAGGGUUCCUUCUCGUUCUCCCACGAUAUUUCAGCCACUUCAUCUCUGCGUCGUCCUGUGACUCACUCUUCCUUCACUUUGCCUCUACUAAUGUCUUGUCUUGGAAAUCCUCCAGUUCCAGAGAGUCAAGUGAGCUACAAAGCCCCAGAAGGCGCACUUCUCGGGAAAGCUCUGGCUUUCAAGGCUUUCCAGAUGCUCACGAGGACGCCAGCAGGUUUAGUGCAGUGGGCCAGAGAAAAGCAGAAACUUCAGAUAUUUCUCAGAGCCAAUGGCAGAAAUGUUGCCACGGUGCUAAGACUAAGUCGUGCCUUUUGUAGAUUUAGACUCUCUCUCUCAUGUCUACAUCUACUGUACUAAUAUCUCUAUUCACUUUGACUUUGUCUCGGACAUCUUUCUACUUGACGAGCCACAUCGUUCUCAUUGGUAUCUAUAAAAUGUUCAUGUUGGAGAAUCUUCAAACGGAACACAGGUGUACGCACCAAUACACCAGCUUGCCUUGGAGAAGUCGCUCAUGAAGAAUCACUCCCUUCAGUUCAAACAGGGACCGAUCGGGUACACGAACCUUGAUGUGGCACUUGGGGUAUUAUUGUGUCCUUUGUUUUAUAGGAUUUGGAUUAGCUUUUUCAACAUACAACAUGGUCUUGUUCAGUCAAAUAAAGGUUAUGAAAGCAGGAUCUUGUAGUAAUUUAUUGAUAUAAUUGUGAGCUCGGCAGGCGACAAUUUUUUGAAAAUUCGCUCAUCGCAGAUAACUGGUGGCGAUGUUUUUGACGCAGUUUACACUCCGAAAGUUCUGCAUGAGAGGUUUGUUUAUAUACCUCCGGCAGAGUUUAGUGUGCCAGAACCGUUGCCAGAUGCCUGGAUUGAGUUGCUCUUGAAUGACAUGGACCCAGCAACAACUCUGCGAGCAAAAAAUAAGCCACUGCAACCAGACUCGCUGUCGCAACGAAUCAUCGAAAAGAUCCAUGACGAAGACGAAAGGAAGGCGGGAAAGAUGUACAUCCUAGAUUAUGCUAACUUUCUUAAAAGAAAAAGAUUGGUUUUCGUAUGUGUUUGUGCGUGGUUGUGCUCUAAUCUCUCUUGUUCUAUCUUUUCAUCAAGAUCAUGAUCGUGGCGAAUGAUAUCUUCUUCGAUUGGUUUCUAUUCUUUCACUACAGCAACAAGCCUGCGAUAACUCCCACGGAUGAGCUCGUGAUGCCUGCGGGCAGUAGCUUUGAAUCGACUAGUCGCUUCUGCUCAACCGACGACGUGAGCAGUUUUUUCGCAAGCACAUCGCGGCCCACCUCUGCGCAAGUGCCCCCGACUUCGGCAAGGCCAGACGCCGCUGGCGUAGAUGCCGACAACCGCCAGGUAUACACAGGCAGCAGUACGAGUAAGAACUAUUCGCGAAGAGGCAGCACAAACCGCCAGGGCGCAGUGAGCCGACCACAGAGCGCAACUGUGGAAAGCGGACAGCCUGCUAGUGGGCGAGUGAGUGCAGGACGACCGGCUUCUGCAAGACCCCUGUCUGCACGACCAGUUUCAGCUACCAGUCGGCUCAGAGGAAGCGUUCCCGAACAGCCCGAAGAAGAAGAAGGGAUCGCCUCUCGAGAAGAAGCGCUCAGACGGCCUGGCGGUGCGAGUAUUAAGGGUAAAGCUGUAGCUGUCCCUCAUCAUCCUAUACAUAGGCGGCUAUACUAAAACCAAUAUAACUAUAAGUACAUAUGUUCCAGGGCUCAGGGCUGCAGCCCCCCCCGAUCUAAAAUUUUGAGGUGGGGGCCUCCAGCCCCGGACCCUUUUCCUCGAGGGACUGCCAGGCGGGAAGGCCUCCAAGCGCCCAUCUUCACGCUCUCCUUCUUGCCGGUACCCUACAGAACCCAAACCCCUGAGGCCGUUCAAGCACCGACGGCCGGGGGUGGAAGGCUUCCGAAGGCGGCAAAGGUGGCAAGGCUUGACCCCCUUGCCGUGUUGCGUGGGCCCUACGGAUCUCCCGGGUGCGGGCUCCUCACUGGCGGAGUUUCUUGGAGGGUGGAAGGCCUCCGAGGGCAGCAUGUGGCAAGGCUUGACCCCUUUCGCCGCGCUACCAAUUGGGGGGAUGAGGGCCAAAGGGGCCAUUCCUCGCGACCGAGGCCGCCCUCGGCGGCCUUCUGCCCCCGGAGGCCGUCCCCCUAAGAGGGUCCAAGGAAGAGCCGGGACGCCUGUGGGGUACACGCGGAGAGCCGCCAGGGGAAUCCGGCCCGCCUUUUGAGGCCUUCGCCCCAGGGAAUCCUUACAUGUCAGCACCGCGGAAAAAAAGGCGCGCCGCCGCCGCCACCGCUCCAUCCACAGGGGGGCGGGCCUCCCUCCCUGAUGCAUAUAUGAAGACAAUUGUGAAGCAGCAGCUCCAGUAGUUGCCGCCAGGCUCUGCUCGUAUAAUCUGCUGAGUUAUAGAAACCUCAUAGCAUUAAAAUAGACGGUAGGGAUACCUCAGCACUUCUAAGAAAUGCAGACUCGGAUCGAGUAGUGCCCCGGAUAGUCGAUUAUCCUCUGCUACCUCACGAACUAGACCCGGCAGUGCGGCCAUGGAGGUGGUCUCAAACUAUUACGUUGUCACGCGUAGUUUUACUCUUAGAUUCAUUGUCACGCGUAUGUUAGCAUUAGAUUGAUUCUACGAUUUUUUUUGAUUUUUGAUCCGUGAGUGUUUUGGAUUUGCUUGUGGCACUUCUAGCUUCAUGUUCUUGUUCAUGUACCCGCCGCAGCAGAAGCGAGCAAAGCUGGCAAGCGGCACUCCUCAACAUCGAAUGUACUACCAGAACACUCGCGCAGUUCCACAGGUGUUCCUCCAUCAUCGGCGGGAUAUUAUGCUAGGCGGAGCCAAACCACGAGUCACGAGAAAACGAGUACAGGCACCUUGAGUCACUACGAGAAUCUUGUAAAUGCCCUAGAAGAGGAGGAGGAGGAAGACGAAUACGGUCAUGACAUUGACGACGGCGGACACUUGGGCGGGCCUGAAGGCCGAGGACAAAACUCACUGCAUAUGAUGGAGCCACUAGCUUAUGAAAAAUGCUACUCAGCCAUGAACAAUAUCACUGGAUGUGGAUAAUCUUCUUCAUUAGCUAACAAGAGUAAAGAUACAUAAUGCACAAGCAUGUUGGUCCCUUUCGAAGCAUCGCAAGGUCCAGGUCUUGUCUUUGUAUAUCGAGACUACUGUAUCAUUCGUCCUCGAAGAUUGGAAACAAAGUCAAAGUCCUUCAUAUCCACUCAAGGUGCUCUUUUCAUUCAACAACCGCGAGUCGCAGUCAACUAGCAGAGCCACUCUUCCUGGAGGGUCAAUUAAGAGCGUUGCAUGGCAUAGGGACUGUAGGAGAGAGUUGGUACGUGAAUGUGAGCAUUUUAGACGGCGAACACAUCGAGGAAGUGCAGACGCAGCUGAAAUUAGGCCCGAAAAUCGGCGACACCUUCGAGCGGCAAGUCAUCGGUCCCUUGUCGCUGCGCUUUUGUUAAGGCCAGAACUGCGAAUGAGAAUAGUAUCUAGAAUUUUGUUGAACAGUACUCCUAGUACUACGUACUAGGUUCGUCUCAACAUAUAUCGACUCUUGUCUUUGCAUCGAAGUGAAAGUUUAGUUUGUAGCAGCAGUGAGUACUCAUCCCGGUUACUUUACCCCUCUUCCAGAAGAAUGCUUAUAGUACACCACGAUGCUUCAUGUAAUAGUUUACUUUUACAAACCGUUUCAUUAAAAUCAGCUAAAGCUAUUUCUAAUUCCUUGUCAAGCUCGAUGCACUAGAUACGGAGUCAUUGGAAUGCAUGCGGAAAUCCUUGGUAUUUUUUUUUUGCUUUCGCUUCCCGGUUACACUUCUUUUUCUUUCUCGUGGUCGUAAGAAAGGACUUAUUCGUAUCACGAUGCACAACAACAUAAAGGCAGAAUGAUAUGAGGAGGAACUCGCAAUAAACAUGAUGUUUUGACAACGAACAAAAUGAUAAGGAAAGGAAAAGGCAGCAACUCACAUCAUGACAUUUACCAGAUACGUGUCCGUGUUUACAAGCAUGAUGUUUCGCUGCACAUGAGUACCAGGAAAGUAUCGACCGAGCUGGUGGAAAAGCGGAAAAUUUUCGGUGCCAUAGAGUUCGAAAACCUAGGACACCACCAAGUUAAACACCCCAGCUCUCACAUGUUUGCAGCAUUCUAUCUCAGGCGUGCCCAGGAGAUGGAUCCAGCAGCUUUGCGGAACCUGACUUAUGGAGGGUUGUGGUUUUUUCACACUAACGGAAAGAGCAUACUAACCAAAUUGAAAUCAAUAGGUAGAGUGGUUUUCGAAUUCCAUCAUCAUCAUUCACAAGAUGUUCCGUUAUUUCACCUCUCUUGAUUGUCUAAGAAGCAGCGAGCUUAGCGUGGAAUUCCGCGUACAAGCGAUUCGAGCCCUCGCAGGACACGCGCUAGGACGAGCUGCUCGUGCAGCAAAUGAGUAAACAGAAUUGUCGCCUUACGCGUAUCAUUUUCAACUUCGAACACCAUCAAAUCAUAUGAGUACUAUAUCAUCUAUUUCCAUUCGAGAGAACAGUAUAGAACACGCGCUGGCAACAGGUUUUGGACUUGGUUUUUUGUCGAGGUAAACAACAACGCACUGUAUUUCAAAGUGGACUGAUGAAUGUCGACAUCAGAUGAAUGCAUCAGCACCCUGUGCUAUUGAAUUCGAACGUUUCCGAAUGCGAUCGCGAUUUUUGACAUCAGACGCGCAAAUUUGAGAUGUAUCGGCCAACAUAUCACUUACUAGUUUUUUUUGUUUACUUGCAAUAAGGCGGCAGGGGGUAAGAACAUCGAAG
Messenger RNA from Amoebophrya sp. A25, 8856 nucleotides. Lineage: Eukaryota; Dinophyceae; Syndiniales; Amoebophryaceae. The record is from the annotation of a GenBank genome assembly.